CAUGAGCUUGCCGCAGACAGGAAACAGUGAUACGGGCUCUCCUUUCAAUCCCCUACACGAGAAGGACGCCCUCUACUCAGUCCUCAACCUUCCCACCUGUGCCUCCGACAAUGAGAUAAGAGAGCGCUAUCGGGCUUUGUCGGUCAUCUUUCAUCCCGAUAAACAGCGCAUCGAUGCUGCCAGGGAGACGGCGAACAAAAGAUUCUUGGAGAUCCAAAAGGCCUACGAAGUCUUGUCGGACCCUUUUCUAAGACGUGUUUACGAUGUCUUCGGGUAUGAGGGUCUGAACAUGCAAUGGCCCCCCGAGCUACGCUCCAAACCGGUUGAUGAAUUACGUGGUGUCUUUGAGGAGGCCCAGAGAAAGGAACUCGAAGACCUGAUUCGCCCGCGGGGGUCUCUGACGCUCGGUAUCAAUGCACGUUCUUUAUUCGAGAGCGACCCCUUGCCACGGCGUGGGCGUAAAUGGACGAACAAUAUUGGCAAACGUAUUCGCGACAUCAAUGUCUCUGCUUUCGCUGUACGGUAUCGAGUCCAGACGAAUCUCAAUGAGAGAACUACAGUUACACUGGCCCCAAAGCUAGAAGCGUCUGGUUCAAGCCAAGGACUUCGAGGUGGGAGUCUUCUAGGUACAGUACGACACCAAUAUUCCCCUCGGCUUUCAUACGAGGCAACGGUGUCUCUACUCCGUGCACGACAAAUCAGUCUGAAGGCAACUUAUAACGGGAACCACAGCGGUUUUCUCGUUCGAACAACCAUUUCGUCUUUUCUGCGACAACGCUUUCCUCCGUUCACAAUCCAGUAUUCCCAACGUCUAUUCCGAAGAUCUCUGACCGAAGGUACCAUACAGUUGUACACCGGUCCCCAACCAUAUUUGAACCUCAGCAUUGCAUCUCCCACACCGUUCGGAAACCGCGACCAUGAACUCGAGCCGAUCAAAACAGGCUCCGCCACAGGCUUCGGGACGGGCAUAUAUCAGCGGUCUUUUGGUGUCACUAUUGCUGGUUUAGCCUCUGGUGCAAAGGUAGAAUGGGGGGUCGUCUUUGGUGAAUUGGCCGUUCAUGCGAAGGUCGGCCUGCAGCUUGGCCUGGCCGGGCUGCAAUGGGUCCUGUCGGGCGUAUGGGGCGAUGACCAGGGUGGCGUCACGGUGGCUGUUGCCUUAGGUGCUAAUGGUGUUCUGCUGAUGGCAGAUUUCGCGUAUGUGGGGCAGCAUUUCAAUGUGCCCAUCGCACUGUCUGAAGAGUUCGACGCUCCGCUGGCUUUCUACACGGCGCUCCUGCCCACAACGGCGUUUGUCGUGGCAUACGAAUUCAUUCUGAAGCCUCGGCGACGGGAACAACGUGCAGCAAUUUUCCGUAUCGCUCGCAAGGAGUUGGCCGACGAGCAGUCGUCCUCAAUGCGAGAACUUGCGGAAACAAUAUCAUUACUCAAGGAUACGGCACGCAAGCACAUGAGUGCCGAAGCCGCUGUAGAUGGUCUCGUAAUUCAAGAAGCUACAUAUGGUCCGCGUCUCGACGCUGAUCCGGAAGCAAGAAACUUAUCGGUCGACGUGACGAUACCCGUUCAAGCUCUUGUACACAGGAGCCAAUUGUAUAUCCCGGGCCACCGCACAAAGGCAACUUUGCAGGGGUUUUACGAUCCCGCGCCUUCUUUCGUGAAAUCUCUUCGUGUACGUUAUCUCUUCCGGGGUCGAGCUCACUAUGCGGAGAUUCCAGACUACGUCCCCGUUGUGCUUCCUCUAGAAGGCCAUUUGGUAGAAGCCUAAUCGUGUGCUUCACCAUUGAACUUCAUUCCUUUUGUCUUAUGCCAGUGGCCUUCAAGGUCAUAUUUGUAAAUCCCUGCGCACUCUGUGGACCACUAUUGUGGUAACGGGUGCUUACAUAACCC
Molecule: messenger RNA, 1884 nt
Organism: Stereum hirsutum FP-91666 SS1
Lineage: Eukaryota; Fungi; Basidiomycota; Agaricomycetes; Russulales; Stereaceae
Product: DnaJ-domain-containing protein
Exons: 13
Biological process (GO): cristae formation
Source: RefSeq, a predicted model, not a curated record